AUGUAUGAUAACUAUAGAAAUCCUCAUCCUCCCGGGAUGCAGAUGCCCCCACCAAACCCUCAGCCUGGUCCCUAUGACAACCCAUUGUAUGGCGCAAGCUCGGGUCUGAUUAAAACUGGGUUAGGAGUAUAUGGGGAGAAGUUCUUCGGCUCCAGUUCAGAAUUCAUGCAGAGCAAUAUCAGUAGAUACUUCUCCAACCCACAGUACUACUUCCAUGUGAAUGAUCAGUAUGUCAGGAACAAGUUGAAAGUCAUACUGUUCCCGUUCCUUCACAGGGGGCACUGGACUCGGAUAAGUGAGCCUGUUGGUGGCCGUUUGUCAUACAAACCUCCAAUGUACGACAUAAAUGCGCCAGAUCUGUACAUCCCUUUCAUGGCGUUCGGCACCUUCAUUAUUCUCGCAGGCUUCACACUAGGCUUCAUGGGGAAGUUCACUCCAGAAGCCAUAAACCUCCAGUUCACAAGAGGGCUGAUCGGAUGGGGCCUACAGAUUGUCUUCUUAAAAGGCCUCCUCUACUCGAUGGGCGGUGGCGAGGUGCCGCUGCUCGACCUGGUAGCCUACAGCGGGUACCUGUUUGCGGGGCUCUCCCUGGCCAUCUUCACGGAGAUGCGGGGCAGCGAGAGGCACUCGACGCGGCAGCACUACUUCCUGCUCUUCAUGGCCAUCGUGCAGUUCCCCCUCUUCUUCUGGCUCGGCAGCAUAGGCGCAUGA
Molecule: messenger RNA, 711 nt
Organism: Triticum turgidum subsp. durum (durum wheat)
Lineage: Eukaryota; Viridiplantae; Streptophyta; Magnoliopsida; Poales; Poaceae
Source: the annotation of a GenBank genome assembly